AGGCCUAACACUGGACUCUAUUAGCCUCAAUCUGUGAUGGGACAGUGGCCGCUUCCUGAAAUAACACUCUCAACUUUUCCCAAGACAUACAAGGAAGAGGAGAUGUGAUUCCAUGGAAUUGGGAAAUUACACCAGAGUGAAAGAGUUCAUAUUUCUGGGGAUCACUCAGUCCCGAGAGCUGAGCUGGGUCUUAUUUCUGCUUUUGUCUUCGGUGUACAUCACGACCCUGCUGGGAAACCUCCUCAUCAUGGUCACCGUGACCUGCGACUCCCGCCUCCACACCCCCAUGUACUUCCUGCUCCGGAACCUCUCCGUUCUUGACAUCUGCUUCUCCUCCAUCACGGUUCCCAAGGUCUUGGUGGAUCUUUUGUCAAAGAAAAAGACCAUCUCCUAUGUAGGCUGCAUGACCCAGAUGUUUUUCUUCCACCUCCUUGGUGGGGCGGACAUCUUUUCUCUCUCUGUCAUGGCCUUGGAUCGCUACGUGGCCAUCUCCAGGCCCCUGCACUACGUGACCAUCAUGAGCAGGGGGCGCUGCGCGGCCCUCAUCGCGACCUCCUGGCUGGGCGGCUUUCUCCACUCCAUCGUGCAGAUUUCCCUCUUGCUCCCUCUCCCCUUCUGCGGGCCCAACGUCCUUGACACUUUCUACUGCGAUGUCCCGCAGGUCCUCAAGCUGGCCUGCACUGACACCUUUGCUCUGGAGAUCCUGAUGAUUUCCAACAAUGGCCUGGUCAGUACUUUCUGGUUUUUCCUUCUCCUUGUGUCCUACAUGGUCAUCCUGGCUAUGCUGAGGUCUCACACGGGCGAGGGCAGGAGGAAGGCCAUCUCCACCUGCACCGCCCACAUCACAGUGGUGACCCUGCACUUUGUACCCUGCAUCUACGUCUAUGCCCGGCCCUUCACCGCCCUCCCCAUGGAUAAGCCCAUCCAUGUGACCUUCACGGUCAUCUCCCCGCUGCUGAACCCCGUGAUCUACACCCUGCGGAACCAGGAAAUGAAGGCAGCCAUGCAGAGACUGCAGGGGAGACUUGUCCCUUCUGAGAGGGAAUAG
This is a messenger RNA of Fukomys damarensis (Damara mole-rat), 1048 nucleotides long. RefSeq names its product olfactory receptor 4D11. The record is from RefSeq and is a predicted model, not a curated record. NCBI's taxonomy places the organism in Eukaryota, Metazoa, Chordata, Mammalia, Rodentia, Bathyergidae. Gene Ontology annotation, cellular component: membrane. Gene Ontology annotation, biological process: G protein-coupled receptor signaling pathway. Gene Ontology annotation, molecular function: olfactory receptor activity; G protein-coupled receptor activity. The coding region runs from base 113 to 1048 and encodes 311 amino acids. The transcript has a single exon.